AGCAAACAAACAGCAAGGACCUGCUCUGCUACAUUGUCUACCGUUUACUGCAACACAGAAUCUAUCUCUGUUAUGAGUUACAGACCCACAGAGCCUGGCAGGAUGGUGCAACAAAGAAAACACGCGUGGAUCAACAGGAAAAAGAAACCUAAAAGUGAAAUGACACUGUACAAAGGAGGUCUAAACUGUGGGAGAACAUCUUACCCUGCUAAAGGAUACUACAAAAACCCCACCUCUAGACAUCAUGAGACCACCAAGACGUCCUACACUUCUGAUCCCACCUCCAACAAUCACCCCAAGAAAGGUGCAUCAAACAGCAAUAAAAUGUCUCAAAGUCAGUUCUUACCACCAAUUCUGACCAUUACUGGAGACAGCAGCUUGUCAUUGGCUACCCGGCAGCCCAGCCUCCUUGAUGUUGAAUCAGUAGGGAGAGAACCUUUAAGUCCAGAUGUAUGGAGGUUCCAGAUGAAUGUCAAGACUCCAGAAAAAGACCUACAAGGGUGUACAAGUCUGAAAGAUGCCCCACCAUUAGGUGCUGCUGGAGGGCGAUUUCACCAGACACUCCAGGUGGUUCCUAGUUGCUGGGACCAGAGAACAACAGUUUUGCUUCAGAACGUUGAGGACCUUUCCAAGUCUCAAGAGAAGUCUACACCAAGUCCAGAACUCUACCGGUCAUGUCUCCUGGUCAUCACUCCUAGAAGAGGCUUGAAGAAAGAAUCCAGCGCCCAAAGAACAUCAGAAGCCAAGAGAGGUGUGAUGACAGCUGGCUACAGGACCCAGCGCCGCUUGGCCAAUAAGUGCAUCCCUACCUGGAGGAGCUGUGAGGAGUCCAAACAGAACAUAAAAGAUGAGGGAAAACGGUCUUCUAGAGACUCUGCCUUCGGUACAGAUACAGACAGUGAAACAGCAGUGAUAGAUGUGGAGUUGGGUCUAGAAAUGUGCAAGACAGAGAUGAGCCAUUUCACCCAAGAGAGAAUUAUUGACUGGAUCUUGCAAGUCAAUGAUGCCUUGUUUUCCUCACAUUCAAAAGAGGCAUCCAGAGGCUCUCUCACUGAGCAGGACACUUCCAUAAAGUUUGUGUAUGAAGGAGAUUAGUUACAUGGGGAACUGUC
Pelobates cultripes (western spadefoot toad) is the source of this 1112-nucleotide messenger RNA. NCBI's taxonomy places the organism in Eukaryota, Metazoa, Chordata, Amphibia, Anura, Pelobatidae. The record is from the annotation of a GenBank genome assembly.